Molecule: messenger RNA, 3174 nt
Organism: Xyrichtys novacula (pearly razorfish)
Lineage: Eukaryota; Metazoa; Chordata; Actinopteri; Labriformes; Labridae
Source: the annotation of a GenBank genome assembly
AUGGCGGCUGAGCAAAUUUCGCACGGAGUUCCCCCUUCCCUGUCUGCCAAAGUGGUCGGGUAUGUUAACUGCUGAUUUUACAACUGUGCCAAGUUGGCCAUCAAAGCAAUUCACAACAAUGCUGGACUUUAACACCAUAUACAGGAAAGAGUAGUCGCGUUCAUUUCAGUGACAGCAGUACCAUUUGCUAAUAGACGUUCUUACGUUGGCGUUAACAUGCGUGCAUGAACGCGUAGGGUGUCAAAUAAGUAACUCAUCAGACAUCGCAAGUUAUUUUACCAGAUUUUACUGAUGUAGUCACCAUCCCUGCGAGCUAAGCAUUUACAUCACAUUCUGUGGGUUAAUCAGCUGAUUAGCUUAGCAGUGCAUGCUCCUGCUUCAGUAUCAAGAUGUACAGGUAAAGUCUUAAUGGUCAAAUAAUUUAUUUUACAGGUCAUUUGCUUAUUUGACAGUCAGAGACAGAUUGCCGACCAUCCUCACAAGAGUCAUCGACACAAUUCAUCGCAACAAAAACAAGUUUUUUGAACAAUUCGGAGAGGUAAUAAUUUGUUACGAGGCUCGUUUAAAAGUUCUUGUUUUGUCUUGCUUUUAAUUCUCAUGCUUUACGCAGUCAGGUAUCCAGGCUGAGAAGCAAGCAAUAUCCCUGCUGUCCAAGUUGAGGAAUGAGUUGCAAACCGAUAAACCGGUGCUGGCCCUGACAGAUGGUCUGCAAGACACAGAGUCCUGGAACCAGUACCUCCAGAGACAUCAAAAUAUGCAAGGGGACCAGGAGGCUGUCAGCUGGUUCAAGUCUCCAUGGCUUUAUGUGGAGUGCUACAUGUAUCGCAGGAUACAAGAGGCAAUAUGGCUCAAGUAAGUGGUAUCGGAGUAAUAUAAUCAAUCAAUUAAACAUUACUUAUAAAACACUUUUCAUUCCAAAAAAAUUAGUAAAUGUUCUGUCCAUGUUAGUAGGAUAUGGAAUAAAAAUACAAAACCCCACCCAUCCUCCCAAUCCACAUUCAACACCUACAACGAUAUCACACACACACACACACACACACACACACACACACACACACACACACAAAACAGGUGAGGACUCUUCAAAUUGCCACAGAUGACUGAGUAACUAAUAAUGCUGUUAUUACAUCAAGCCUGCAAUGGCAUAAGACCUUGCUUUUAAUCCACUGAUAGACAAACCUUGAAAAUGAUAUAAAAUGCCUUUUGAUUACACCUACAUCCAAUACUUAUACACAUUUCUGCAUCAUUGUGUGCUUGAACAUCAAUUCAUAACUAAUAAUGUUAAAGUAAUGGUUUGUGUAAGUCACUACACAAAAACAAAAGUCCAAUUAAAGUCCAUUGUGUGUAAACAAAUAUGUUAGUGAGUAAAUGUCUUUCCAGGAAGUCUACUGAAAGUUAGCUUAUAAUAACAAUAUUAAUGCAUCAGAUUUUUAAUAGCGCUUUAUCAGAGACCCUCAAAGCACUCUACAUUGGAUACAUCAUUCAUUAUUCAUUAUGGCCCCUUGUGACGUGGAUGAAUGAUGGAUUAAUAAGCUCUAAGAACACCAACUUUUGUUUGCACUAUUCAUAAAGUCUACUGAUUUGUAGUCAAGGCACAGAUCCUUGUUGCGUCUCAUUGUUUUGCUGUAUUAGUAAACUCCCUCAAUAGAAGGAGAUGGAGGCAAUUAUCAUUAAUUAUAUCAGAGUGUGCACUGAAAUAGGCUUCAGGACGGCUAAUGUCAGUGGAAGAACAUGAAAUCACAGACAGAUUAGAGUGAUAUCUGCUCAUCACUAUGAAAUAUUAUAAAUUAAACUUUAAUACAUCUCUUAGUUAAGUUUUCUUCAACUCACCCAGCUGUACCUUCAACUCAGUGCUGUAGAAUUAGAUUUCAUUAUUGUCAUUACCCUUUAAAGCAGGUGUUUAUACAACAUUUUCUUCUGUUAUGAUUCUCCACUUAUGAUUAUUUCAUUUCUUUCUCUAAUUUUAGUCCUCCCAUCUGUGACUAUGAUGUCUUCAAUGAAGGGAAGGCACAGAGCUAUUUUGAGUCUCAACAGGCAGUGAUGGCUUUGUGUACAUACUUGGAGGAGGUCAACAAGAACAUGGAGGAAACCUCCAAGAAUCAGCUGUCUGAGCAUUUUAACAAACUGCUUAAGGUAAUUGUCCCCAAUACAUAAAAUCACACAUUAUGAAAUAAUGUAAAAUAUUUAUUGUAAAUACAUUGCACAUGUCUGUGUACAUCAUGUGUUUUGCUUUAUGUUUUGUUUUAAAGCAUUUUAUCAUAUUUUUUAAAAAUAGGUGAUUGCAUGCUUUGUAUAGUGGAGUUGCAUGGUAAAAAUGGACACUGCUAUUAUUAACAAACCUUUGACAAGAUGGGCCAAGACAUAAGGUUGUUACCUCACUUUUCAUAGGUUUCUCUUUGGGGAAACAAGUGUGAUCUGUCCAUCUCAGCUGGCCAAGAGAACUCCCAAAAGACCAGUCCAAUAGAUUCCCUCAACAGUUUGCAGACCUUCAUCUUGGUAGAUGACUCAAACGUGGUAUGGUCCACUCUUAAUUCCAUAGAGGAACCAGGACAGCAGGAGAAAAGUACUUCUGGAAGAGUGGACUUUGUUCUAGACAAUGCUGGCUUUGAGUUAGUCACUGACUUGAUUUUCGCAGAUUUCCUGGUUUCUUCUGGCCUUGCCUGUGAAGUCCGUUUUCAUGGCAAAUGCUUUCCGUGGUUUGUCUCAGAUGUCACAGCUCAGGAUUUUCAGUGGACCAUCCGCCAGACCAUGACAGCCAAUCACAAGUGGAUGUCUAAGAGUGGUGUCCAGUGGCAGAAGUACAUGAAGGAGGGUGUGUGGUCCUAUCAUGACCAUCCUUUCUGGACUCUUCCACAUGAGUUCUGUGACAUGUCAACUGACGCUCCUGACCUGUAUGCCACCCUGAUGGAGGCAAACCUGCUGCUGUUCAAAGGUGAUCUCAAUUACAGAAAGCUAACCGGAGACAGACAUUGGGAUCACACAGUGGGUUUUGAUACUUCACUACGAGGUUUUGGGCCCGCUCCGCUAUGCAGCCUGAGAACUCUUAAGGCCAAUGUUCAGGUCGGUCUGCAGCCAGGUCAAGGGGAGAAGCUUACCUCUCAAGAUCCAGACUGGAUGACUAGUGGCAAGUAUGCUGUCAUUCAGUUCUACAGCCCAAAAUCUGUACAGACCUAA